AUGGAGAGAGGAAAUGCAACAUGGCAGUCAGAUUUUAUCCUCCUCGGACUUUUCCCUGGUAACAGACACCCCAGCAUUCUCAUCUCCAUCAUCCUUCUCAUCUACUUCAUUGCAGUUGUAGGAAAUUCUACCCUUGUCCUCCUUAUCUGGGUGGACUCUAGGCUCCACACGCCCAUGUACUUUCUGCUAAGUCAGCUCUCUCUCAUCGACCUGGCUUAUGUUUCAAGCACAGUACCCAAGAUGGCUACUAAUUUCUUCUCUGGGAGCAGAACCAUUUCACGUGUUGGCUGUGGUGCUCAGAUGUUCUUCUGGCUGAUGUUAGCUGAUGCAGAAUGCAUCCUGCUGACUCUCAUGGCUUAUGAUCGCUAUGUGGCUGUGUGUAAUCCUCUGAGAUAUCCAACCAUCAUGAAUCCCAGGGUGUGCAUCCAGAUGGCUGUUGGGUCCUGGAUUGGAGGUAUGCUGAAUUCCUUGGCACAGACAAUUUACACAAUGCAUUUCAACACAUGUGAAAACCGAGAAAUCAACCACUUCUUCUGUGAGAUGCCUGCCAUUCUGAUGCUCUCCUGUGAGGAUACCUUAGGAUACCUAAUGGUUAUAAUGGUUAUGAGCAUCAUUUUUAUUACUGUGCCGCUAUCUCUAAUUACAGCCUCCUACAUUCGCAUCUUCCUCACUGUUCUUAGAAUGAACUCUCAUGAAGGAAGAAAAAAAGCCCUGGCCACGUGUUCUUCCCAUUUGACUGUGGUAAGUCUCUACUUGGGUCCAAGCACAGUGGUGUAUAUGACACCUGGCUCCUCCCACACCCCAGAGCUGGAUCAAGGUCUCUCCGUGUUCUAUACCAUCCUCACUCCCAUGCUGAACCCUCUCAUCUACAGCUUGAGGAACAAGGAGGUAGUGGGAGCUCUGAAGAAAGUCAUGGGCAGUAGCUGGGUUGUUCAAUAA
This is a messenger RNA of Echinops telfairi (small Madagascar hedgehog), 939 nucleotides long. RefSeq names its product olfactory receptor 2T27-like. Gene Ontology annotation, molecular function: G protein-coupled receptor activity; olfactory receptor activity. Gene Ontology annotation, biological process: G protein-coupled receptor signaling pathway. The transcript has a single exon. NCBI's taxonomy places the organism in Eukaryota, Metazoa, Chordata, Mammalia, Afrosoricida, Tenrecidae. Gene Ontology annotation, cellular component: membrane. Bases 1 to 939 code for a protein of 312 amino acids. The record is from RefSeq and is a predicted model, not a curated record.